Procambarus clarkii (red swamp crayfish) is the source of this 489-nucleotide messenger RNA. The record is from RefSeq and is a predicted model, not a curated record. NCBI's taxonomy places the organism in Eukaryota, Metazoa, Arthropoda, Malacostraca, Decapoda, Cambaridae.
CAGAAGUGAUGUAGAGAGGAGGAAUCACUAACCAUUCAAGAAAUGAUAACAUGGUUACAGUACUACAAAAAGAAAAGGGACAAACUAUCCGAGUAUAUUCAAGAAUUACAAUGUGAUUCUUUCCCUUCAUGUCUCUGCAAGGAUUCUAACACGUACACCAUUGAAAACCCAAUUCUGUCAGAAGAAGAGAAACGUGGAUUAUUGGCUCUUCUCAAUCAGGGUCAAAAGCAAUGUGCUGACAAGCUUACUGAAGCCAAACAUUUAUUUAGUUCCUACCAGCCAAAUGAGGUCUAUGAGCCUUUCUUGGAGCUCUUAGAAAGUGAUGAAGAUGAAGACAUGUAUUUACAAAAUGAAUAGAUACAAAUGAACAAAUCCACAAGGGCCAUGAUGAGGGUUCGAACCUAUGUCAGAGAGGAUCCCACACGAGCCUUAAUGGACUGUGUUACGACAUGGCAAAAGAAUUCCAACCGGGAGUUCAACUGACCUCAA